Molecule: messenger RNA, 1004 nt
Organism: Cercocebus atys (sooty mangabey)
Lineage: Eukaryota; Metazoa; Chordata; Mammalia; Primates; Cercopithecidae
Product: ataxin-2
Exons: 4
Coding region: 1-945 (314 amino acids)
Source: RefSeq, a predicted model, not a curated record
AUGCUCUCGGCGCCCAGCCCGGCCCGGAACACUGCACGCCGGGUCCUCGCACGCGCCUUGGAAACUUGCGACGCUCCCUGGCUCCUGGCCCGGCGGGCGCGCCGCGCACCUCAGGCUCCCGGUCCCCGCUGGAGCCGCCUAGGUCGCCUCGGCAAAUUCCCAAGCCCGAGGAGAAGCGGGCAGGGCAGGUCCGGGAGCUCGGAAUCAGCGGGCGGGAAAGGGGGCCGGCCGGAGCUACCCCCCGCGGGGUCCCGCAGCCUUGGCGCCCAGAGCCUGGGGCCCGGCUCCCGAGAGCGAGCGCAACUCCGGAGCCUUUGUCUGGCUCAGCGCUCCGGCCGCCCGGUCCCGCGGCGCCCCCUGCGCGCCCAGCUCCCUCUGUCCAUGCCCGGGGCCGGGCGCUGCCCGGAGCGCGUGCCUCCUGCCCGGGGAUUCUGCUCGCCGCCGCGCCCGACCGGGCCCGGGUCCCCACGCAGUCCCGGGAGGAGGCGCAGGGAGCCCACCCGAGAGAGCGAGCGAGCGAACCAGCCAGCCAGCCAAGGAGCGGGCGCCCGACGUCCCCGGCGAGUUCAGCACGGCUCCGGGCGCUCCCAGCCCUCCUCCCCGCGCGCCGCGGCCGCCGCGCUCUUAAAGGGCCAGCGUGCUCCCAGUGCGCGGACCCGGGCGGGGACCGGGGGCGGUGCCCCAGCCAGCGGCUUCUCACGAGCAGGUGCGGGCGGCCUAGGCCCGGCAGGGGCCCCUCAGGCGAUGCACCCACCCAACACACCAUCAAAGGUGAAGCAGGCCUUGGGACUCUUGGUGCCAAGACAAGGAAUAAACAAACAAGCCAAGCGGACUAGCCAUCCCCACCCUGUUUACCUUUCAGGGGGGAUACUGGGAGGAAGACACGAGAAGGUUCCAGGAAGCGCUCAGUGUCACAGCAGUAUAAGAAAUCCAGAAGACACCUGAAGAGGACUGACUGACUCCUUGCCACGCGGAAGGUUUGAUGAAAAAGUUAAAAUCCCAUG